Messenger RNA from Symbiodinium sp. CCMP2456, 288 nucleotides. Lineage: Eukaryota; Dinophyceae; Suessiales; Symbiodiniaceae. The record is from the annotation of a GenBank genome assembly.
AUGGAUGUGAAUCUUCGACUGCAGGAUGAGGCGCUCAACUUCGACACAGAGCACAUACCUGUUCAGGACGCCCGCGGCCUGCAACCACUAGUCCAACCAGCCCUCACUGGCACUGCUUUUGACAUCGAUGACGAACCGUCAUUGCUUGACAAGCCAUCGGAUGCUUUGGCCUCCGAGGGGAUUUCCGGGGAGGUGGAGGACUUGAGGAUGGAGCUUGAGCUAGCUGUGGAGCCACCGCCUCCCCCCCCUGUGGACUACUUUCAGAGACAGUUCAAGAAUGCAAUCUUG